Messenger RNA from Phascolarctos cinereus (koala), 1508 nucleotides. It is a transcript of the gene NSL1, whose product is annotated as NSL1 component of MIS12 kinetochore complex. NCBI's taxonomy places the organism in Eukaryota, Metazoa, Chordata, Mammalia, Diprotodontia, Phascolarctidae. Gene Ontology annotation, biological process: mitotic sister chromatid segregation. Gene Ontology annotation, cellular component: MIS12/MIND type complex; kinetochore. The record is from RefSeq and is a predicted model, not a curated record.
CCGGAAUCUCUGCACCGCCGAUUUCGAACUUGGGGAAAAAUGGCAGGGACUUCCGCGCGCCCGCCGGAGCAGCAGGAGGGUGAAGAGGAGGAGGAGGAGGAGAAGCAAGUUAUGGCUACAGGGACGGGAUCAGCCCCGGCCUCGUCCGCAGCCCCCGUGGAGGACUUCCGGGUGCGCUGCGCGUCGCAGAAGGCGGUGGCCGAAGUGCUGAAGAUGUGCAGCCGCUUCAUCCGGGAGCUGGGGGACGUCCUGCCCGAGAAGAGCCGGGAGCUGGCGCUGAAGGACGCGCAGUGGAAUUUUGUAACUGCUGUGCAAGAGAAUGUGAGUUUCAAUGGGGAGGCGUGGCAGGAAACUUCAGAUAAUGAAAUUCCUGUAGAUCCUAAGAUCAGAAUUCUUGAAGAUCAGUUUGAUGAAGUUAUAGUAGAUACAGCUACAAAACGUAAGCAGUAUCCCAGAAAGAUUGCUGAAUGUGUCAUCAAAACCAUGAAAGCACAACAUGAAAUUUUGAAAUACUACCGGCCUGUUAUACAUCCAGAGGAGAUAAAACCUGAUGCCAAGCAAGAAUCUCACAUGGAAAAUUUGAAAUGCAGAGGAGAAACAGCUACCAAGCAGAUUACUGAAGUAAUGAAGUCCUUGCCAGUGUUGAUUGAGCAAGCAGAUGGGUUCUCCAAAGUUCUAACGAUGCAGCCCAUUCUACAACUUCAGAGGCUCCACCAAGAAGUUUUCUCUGGCAGCCACACGAAAGAAGCUGUAAAACCUGAGAGUUUUAUAACACAAGUAGAAACCAGCCCAACAGAGACUAAUGCCAGGAAAACCACUAACAUAGUACUGAAGAGAAAAAGACCAAAAAACUCUCCACAGAGAAAGCAGUAUCCAUUGCUGCAAAUGAGAAUUGAUUCAUGAGAUGCUCCUGUUUGUUUGGAAGUGGUAAACGGGCUUUAUCUGCAGCAUUAAGCCUAGCUGGAACUUUAUAGGAAAUAAAUUGAUUUCUUCAUCCAGUUGUGCUUUAAGCAAAUAUGAUAGCUGUAUAACCAACCAAUAAACAUGAUAUAAUGUAUAUAUUUCUUAAUUCACCAUUUCAUCUGCAACAAGAUGAAAAUUUUGUUUUGUUUGAGUUGGAGUAUGAUGGCCAUCAGUAAGCAGUGAUGUUGCAAAUGUUCUGUAUUCUCAGGUACCAUCUUUUUUUGUUGUCAUGGUUAUUUUCAUGGAAUUUCAUGGUUGAAGUAAACUGUUACACUUCCAUGAAUUAUAUCUUUUUAUAAAGAUAGCUUAACAACAAUUGACUUGUUUAACCUACUGAAAAGGAAUCAUCAGUUAUGAGCAACAGAUGUAAUUUUGAUGUUACAAAUUAAUGCCUAGGUGGGGAAAUGGUAUUAAUAGUGUUACUCCUAUUCCACUUAAUUUGGCUUUUUUGGACUUAAUGGAUUGGUAUUUUUGUGUAAAACUUUCAAAGGUUACUUAUAUUUAUUCAGACCGUAUUCUUGUAAAUAAAAGAAGACUCCAGUGUU